Molecule: messenger RNA, 3717 nt
Organism: Pleurotus ostreatus (oyster mushroom)
Lineage: Eukaryota; Fungi; Basidiomycota; Agaricomycetes; Agaricales; Pleurotaceae
Gene: NMT1
Product: glycylpeptide N-tetradecanoyltransferase
Exons: 14
Coding region: 1-3717 (1238 amino acids)
Biological process (GO): N-terminal peptidyl-glycine N-myristoylation
Cellular component (GO): cytoplasm
Molecular function (GO): glycylpeptide N-tetradecanoyltransferase activity
Source: RefSeq, a predicted model, not a curated record
AUGCCUUCCGAUGGUGACUCUUUCCUCCCCCGCAUUGAAUCUGUAUUCUACGCCGUCUUCGAUGUGCGGCAGGGCCCAAAGAUUGUCUAUCAGGUCCCCGAGGGUCUCAUUGCCCCGCCACCAAGUCUUUCUGGCAAUCCCUCCGUUCCACCAACUCCAUCUUCUAUCGACGUUCCACCCACAACACCGUUUCCUGGAGUCGAAUCCAGGAACUCUAGUACUUCCCAUAUGUCUCCCACCGAUAGUCGACCCGGCUCGCAUGGUCUCCAGUCCCCCCAGAAACGUUCCACCUCUUUGAACAGGAUCCUGUUCAAUUUCGACGACAUAUCCAAGUAUGUGAUACCACAGCCUGCUCUAUGUGGUCGCCUCGUUAUAUGCUCAGCGCAGAGGUAUCGCAUCAUUGGAUUCCCCGUAAAUCUGCAGGGAGAAUACGAGCGAAACUACUUCACCUACAACCUGUGCUUCGUGUUUGCUCGUUCAGCAGACCUGAGUUGUUACGAACCUAUUGUCCGAAAGGUUUCUCGAGUAUUGACAUCAUGCGAGGAAGAGUCAGGUUUCCUGUCUGAUCCUCAGAAGUCGACCGCCCUUCAUGGAGUCUUGGAGCAACUCUAUGAAGAACUCAAUUCCUACUCUGAGACCUCAAUUCCGAUUGACAUGUUUAACUCGAUAGAGUUGAAGAUAUUCCCCUUCUACCCCAACCCCCCUCCCGUCAAAGACUGGAUGGUCCCAGUCGCGUUGAUUAAUCUGUGUAGACGCAUCGAACCCAACUGGGAUCUGACUAUCGCUAAGGUGUGCACGCACAUAGACGGCGUUAAUCAUAUUAGCAAGAUUGCAUAUCUUGCGGAUUGUGAUAUUGACCUCACCCGUCAAGCCAUCUCCCACCUCCUGUAUUAUCAAGUCAUCAUGAUGAUUGACAUAUUCCAAUAUUCUAAUAUGUACACGUUGCGUAAAACAAUCCAGUGGCUAGCGGACGAAUCGCAUGUUCGAGAUGAAUGUGGCCCAUACGUUACCAAACCCGGGCGGACGAUUCCGGACUGGCCCCAGCUAUUGCACCUAUAUUCGCGUCUCAAACCAGGCAAGACCGUCUUACAAUGGAUUCAAGAUUACGACGUCGAGGAAAUGGAUAUCGACGUACGGCGUUUUACAAGCUUUGGGGUUAUCAAGGGUUUCCUGCGACGCGUGCAUAGAUUUCCUAUCCUUCUUCCAACUACUCCACAGGAAUCAAUGGCGUCUUUGCUUUCUGCUUCCCCAAGUCACACCGAUGAGAUGGAUUCUGGCACCGUACACACUCCUGCGCUUAGAUUUCCUAACUUCGCCCGCUUGCGAGGUGUAGAGAUUGCCCCGCUUCAAACAGGCUACAUACGAGGCCGAGGCCCCCCCACAGGUGCCUCAACUCCGAAACAGAAUAACUCGAUGGUUCCCACUAAUGGGAACGGCAAUGAUGUGCCUUCGUAUGCUGACACUGUAACGUCAACUUAUCCUUCAGAGACCAAACAACGACCUAGGCGCAUAAGCGCGGCAGAGCGGGUCUUAGAACAACUGCGAAGUAGGGACAGGGACUUGCAAAGGACUCCCGCCGCCAAUGUCAACAACUCUGUCCUCAGCCACGCUCCCCGGAUGUCAUGGAUACUACCCAAUAAAGAAGAGCAUUCCCGUCAUAGUUCUUUCCAUUCGGCAGAUCCAUCUGAAAGCCACAGCGAGAGACAUCGUCAUCCACAAGCGCCUCCCCCUUCGCCAGUCCUUUCAAGGGCUUCAUUGGCGUCUACGUUCUCGACAUCCGCUGUGCCAACACUAUCCGUGGCUCCCGCACGGCCACGCAUUUCACGAUCCCCUUCUGCCCCAAACAUGUCCGCUCUUAACAUACAGUCCUCUUGUCCCCCAGAGCUUGUUUCGCUUCUUGAUGGGGAGCACCACACUGACGAGCUAUGCGCUAGUUUUGAAGUCGGUUGGCAUACAUUAGAGGAAUGGCUCAGGGCCAUUGGUGCAGGCCAAGAUGACGGUGAAUAUGGACGAGUAGCUGUAAUCUAUCUUAUCUUGGUUCCUCCCCUCGACAGAACGAGCACGAUGUCUUCCCCGAGUGCUAAGAUUGAAGAGAUUCAGACAGAUCAGAUAACACAGGAUCACGAAGAUUCUGGCUCCGACGACGAAGUAGAGGUUCAAGACGAAGCCACAGCCGAACCUUCAACGUCGGCUCCCAAGAAGAAAAAGAAGAAAAAAUCUAAAGCUUCGCGCGUGCUCAAUGCAUUACGUUCCAAGGAGCAGAUCCCCCAAGAAAUUGUUGACACGGUUCUCAACAAGGUUCAAGUCGAACAUGGGGAGAACGUUCCCGGGGUAGAUGAGGCGACCGUGAGGGCCACACUCGAGCAGUUGAAGAUCAUGGACGUUAUGAAGGGGAAAUCGGGGAUCGGGGGGAUCAACAAGAAGGAUAUAGGAGACCAUAAAUUCUGGGGAACCCAACCUGUCACGCAACCUGGCGAGGAGGCACCCGAAGAGGACGGCUUCAUAGAGCCAUCGAAACCAAGAGAAGAAGUCCGUCAGGAUCCAUAUCCUCUGCCCAAGGAGUUCGAGUGGUCAACAAUAGACAUGUCCGACCCCAACCAGACCAAAGAAGUAUACGAUCUACUCUCCUUGAACUAUAUCGAAGACGACGACGCCUCAUUCCGUUUCUUAUAUACCGCUGAGUUUUUAGAAUGGGCUCUGAAGCCUCCGGGCUACUUCAAAGAGUGGCAUGUCGGUGUGCGCGUCGCCUCCAAUAAGAAAUUGGUUGCGUUCAUUUCUGGCGUUCCGAUUUCGCUUCGCGUUCGAGACAAACAAUUCCUAGCCAGUGAAAUCAACUACCUAUGCGUACACAAGAAGCUUAGAUCAAAGAGGCUAACACCUGUACUCAUCAAAGAGGUUACUAGGCAAGUGCACCUGAAGGGAAUUUUCCAAGCGAUUUACACAGCUGGAAUCGUCCUCCCAACGCCCGUUUCAACAUGCCGAUACUACCAUCGCUCGUUGAAUGUUCCAAAACUGGUUGAUAUUCGGUUUUGUUAUGUUCCACGGAACAUGACCCUUGCCCGUAUGAUACGGCUUAACAAACUUCCUUCCACUCCGCAGCUCCUUGAGAAGGGGCUGCGUGAAAUGGAAGAACGGGAUGUUGAACAAGUCUCAUCCCUCUUUACCCGCUACAUGAUGCGAUUUGGAAUGGCGCCAGAAAUGACACUCCCUGAAGUCAAACACCAGUUCUUAAGUGGGAGAGGCGAUUUGAGCAAACAUUUGGAAAGUGGGUGGAAGGGGAGGCGGGAAGGCCAAGUUGUGUGGACAUUUGUCGUUGAAAACCCCAACACGCACACAAUUACCGAUUUCUUUUCGUUCUACUCACUUCCAUCAACAAUUAUCAACGACCAGAAACAUGCUGUCCUUGAAUCGGCAUAUCUAUAUUAUUAUGCUACCGACGUUGCUUUCCAAGAGGGGGCGGAGGACACGGGGUUGCUGAAAAGACGGGUACAGGAACUCAUCAAUGACGCGCUCAUAGUCGCUGACCAAGCCAAAUUCGACGUGUUCAACGCGCUAACGCUGAUGGACAACGUUCCCAUUUUGCAAGAUCUGAAGUUCGGAGUUGGCGAUGGCUUCCUUAACUUCUACCUCUACAAUUGGCGAACUAAGCCAUUUGCUGGCGUAAAUGGGGUAGACGGGGUCCCUCCUGGGAAGGGUAUAGGUGUUGUUAUGCUAUAG